Messenger RNA from Raphanus sativus (radish), 375 nucleotides. RefSeq lists its product as uncharacterized. Lineage: Eukaryota; Viridiplantae; Streptophyta; Magnoliopsida; Brassicales; Brassicaceae. The record is from RefSeq and is a predicted model, not a curated record. Bases 1 to 375 code for a protein of 124 amino acids. The transcript is spliced from 2 exons.
AUGGAGAAUGAAUUGAAUAUUUCACCCAAUUCAGUCCAACUAGCACUCUUGUGCCUCAUCGAUCUGCCUUCUCACUCCAGGAGAGCCAUUUCCCCAUUCAAAAAUAACUGUACACGUGCGUAUGGAUCAUCCAUCAGAAUCAAUCAGUCUUUCAUAGUACUCAUCAAGCAAGCUAUAGAAGUACGUGUAAGGAAAGAGAAAGAAGUGAGUUGGCUAUCGAAUCAGCAAGGGUUUUUGAAUAGUCAAGGGUACUCGAUAAAGGAUGGCUGGCAUUCAUCAGUACGUGGAUCCGCCGUAGGGGUUGGUUCAGCCACCCGACGACUGGCACUUGCCAUUGGAAAACCGCUUAAUCGUGCUUUCUAUUCCUAUGAAUAA